CUCACACGCCAAGCAUUAUGGUAAACAUAGUUUUUAUUUAUUUCGAUGAUCCACCGCAAACUGUCACAAGUAGUUACCCCGGUAGUCAAAUCCCAGCAUUUCGAUUAAUAAUUCUGUGAGCGUCUUUCUGCAGGCAAGAUGGGCCGUGGUUACAUCGUAGACGACGCAGUGGAGGUAUAUCUGUCCAAACUAUGUGCUCAACAAUCGGAUAAUGUCACUGGCCUAGUCAUUGGGCAGAACUCAAUUCAGAGGGAUUUUGUUGUCAUGGCAUGUCAAACACCCCCAAAAGAUGAACCUCUUGUUGAUGCAGGAAAGUCUCUAGACAAGGAAUGGAUCAGUGAACAUGCUCGACAGGUUUCCAGAAUGUUGCCAGGGGGCUUGUCUGUGUUAGGAGUGUUUAUCAUUACUGAUGCCGAUGCAAAAGAAACACUAGCCACACUUCGUCAGCUGGUGUUUGCAGUUCAGCGUCUGAUAUCAUCUGAAAUACUGUGGAAAGCUGCUGAUGAUGAAGUCACAGACUGCGUCACACUGCACGUCAGCCCCAAGUCUCGAAAAAUUAGCUGCAGAACAUUUGAUAUAAAAGAUCCCAAGAGUUUGGCCAAGCCUGCUGAUUGGAAAUAUCAGUCAGGCGUAUAUUCAUCCUGGUCCACAAUGAGUUGUUGUGUAAAUGUGGACUUAUGUGUUCCGCUACCGGAAAACGCAACCUGUUCAAAGAGCAUAGAUAAGUGUCUUAAGGAGGGACUGAAUGUCUGGAUGAACCAGAUCGAAAAUGCAGUCUGUUUGAUUGAUGGCGUACAGCUGCCUGAAGAUGCAGAACUUACAACAGGACAGAAGAGGAAUGUGAGACACACGCUCACUGCUCAGCUGCUCGUCACUCCGAACCAACAGGACAGUUCAAGAGAUGCGGUCCAACAGUGUGGUGGCUGCUUGUCAAUCAGCGGAGCCAUCCAUAGUCGAGCUUACAUACACAACAAUAAACCAAAAGCCAAACUGGCUGAGAAGAUGCUGAAGAGAGAUGUGGUUUCUACCAUGGUCACGAGAGUUCAGAUGCAGCUUGAUGAGUUUGUGGCGACAGAAAAUGAGAGCAAAGGAAUCAGCGGAGACAAACAAGGGACAGAGCAAUUCUGCCUCCCUCAUCGUGUCUUUUGUCCUGCAAAAGUUAGUGGGACUCUAUGCGUGUCUGACUACAAGUUCAACGACGAGGACCCGUCUGAGGUCAUUGACAGGUUGAAAGAAAUGUUGGACAUCGAAACAACUGAUCAAAACUUGGAUUCCAAGCAGGAAAUUGCUGCUGAAAUCAUAGAAAGUGAAGAACUCGAAGAUUCCGCUGUCGAAAUUGUUGAAGUGCAAGAACCCAAAAGAAACAACUACAUAGGUGUUGCCAUGGCCACUGUUGUCGCCCUACUCGCCACUGCUGCUUCAAUGCUCUACCUCAAUGACAUUUGACAUGCAUACCAAAAAUAAAAUAUUGUCAAAUCCAGAUUAAAUCAUUUCUGUAUCAGACUUUUGUAAUAUGUUUUUAGACACACAUAAAGACUAAUUGCCAAAA
This is a messenger RNA of Syngnathus acus (greater pipefish), 1549 nucleotides long. It is a transcript of the gene odr4, whose product is annotated as odr-4 GPCR localization factor homolog. Gene Ontology annotation, biological process: intracellular protein localization. The coding region runs from base 139 to 1446 and encodes 435 amino acids. Lineage: Eukaryota; Metazoa; Chordata; Actinopteri; Syngnathiformes; Syngnathidae. Gene Ontology annotation, cellular component: endomembrane system. The transcript is spliced from 14 exons. The record is from RefSeq and is a predicted model, not a curated record.